AUUUCGCGCUCUUUUAUUCUCGUAACAUAAAUCAUUUAACAUUAAUAAAGUGAUAACUUUAAAUAAAAAAAAGGAUAUGUUGGACGAAACAUUUAAAGAAUUUUAAGAGAUGGAGUUCGCUUUGAGUCAUAGCAAAUCAUGGCCGGUUAACACGGUGGCGGUUGUUCAAUUACGAGUCGAUUCUAAUGGAAAAUCUUACAGCACUUUCAUGGAGAGACUCGAGGAAGAUGCAAAAAUUGAAGUUAAAAAUGAAAAUGGCUUAAUUUUAAAGUUGUCCAAAGAAAAUUUCGACAUAUUAACAAAAUCCAACGAAAGAAGAUGUAAAACGAUAAGAACCGAUACGGUUUCGACGAUUCUCGAGCAAGAAUUCGAAACGGACGUCGACAUUCAAACGGAUUCGGAGAAAAUUUACGAAACAUUUCACGUUUUAGCUUUAUCAUCCGCCGAAGGAAACAAUUCCAAAGAGAUUAUUAUUAAUAAAUCCGAAAAAAACGGGAUUUCGAGACGAGAAAGUGCUAAAUUUGAUAAUUGGGAUUUAAUUUAUACUGAAACUCGUUCGAAUAAACCGAAAUGUCCGAUUCAUGGUGAUUCGCAAGCUUUAAAUGUUUGCCCUUGCAAUAAAUCUAAUAAACAAAAAGGACCGCCUUGUAUGGAACACACCGAUUGUAUGCUUCCGGAGUUGCCGUUGGACGCGAGAAAAGUAACAACAUUACGAAGACAUUAUUAUCCGGAAGGGGGGUGGGGUUGGGUUAUAGUCGCGUGUUCUUUACUCGUUCACGUUCUAAACCAUGGAAUUCAAGUGUCAUGUUCGCAAUUGGUACUUCCGGCUUCUACGAAAUUCAAGACGUUACCAGUACAUGUUGCAGGUCUUCUUAUUCAUUUUCAUUCUUUGACUGGCGUUGAAGUUAGAAUAACUGAAUGUUUCAUUCUACUAGUUUACUAA
Onthophagus taurus is the source of this 943-nucleotide messenger RNA. The record is from RefSeq and is a predicted model, not a curated record. Lineage: Eukaryota; Metazoa; Arthropoda; Insecta; Coleoptera; Scarabaeidae.